Messenger RNA from Anolis carolinensis (green anole), 1432 nucleotides. RefSeq lists its product as uncharacterized. The record is from RefSeq and is a predicted model, not a curated record. The coding region runs from base 315 to 1205 and encodes 296 amino acids. NCBI's taxonomy places the organism in Eukaryota, Metazoa, Chordata, Lepidosauria, Squamata, Anolidae. The transcript has 4 exons.
CCCCCCGUAAGGCAAGGUAAAGCAAAACAAUGUAAUCUCACGCAGCCCUCCGGAAAGGUCUGUCUCUAGCUUUGUAGCCUUGUGUAGGAGAAGAUCUGUCUCCAUCUCUCUCAUCCUUGGGUCUGGCGCUGGAGAACCAGACCCAAGGAAGCCACGGAUCCAUUCUGUGGCAUCCUGGAAGGGAAGGGGGGCUGUCCUUUCACAAGGUCUUGAGCCUUCUCUGCCCAAGAGUGCUGGUGCUUCCCUAAACUACAGCUCCCAGGAUCCCAUGACAGAACUGGAUUGUUUUGCUUUGCCAGCAAAGUGCAGCUGCAAUGAGUCAACUUAAAGAAGAUGAACCAACAAAUAAUGGGGAGAAGAGUGAAUUGUUUCCUUUAAACUGCAAGGUAUCAGAACUAUUACUGGCCCAUAGAUGCCUUAAAUGGGGACAAGAGAAGGACCUUUCUAGGGUGGAUGUUUUGGAGUCCCAUGCAUCCCUUUUCCAUUCUAUUCGGUCAAUUUUAAAAGCUUGGAAGAAGACUGCAGAAAAUGAUAAGGCCAAACGCUUGGAGGUCAAGAAAUCCAGUGGCAUUUCCUUAGCCAGCCUUCAGGUGCAAGAUUUUGUAAAGGAACAUUUUGAUUUUCUGAAAGACAGAAAAGAAGACAAAGACACCCGCAGGAAAUCGCGUUCUAAAUCCAUCAGCAGACCUGGACAUUCCAGACAUCCUCUUAUGUCAAAAAGAAAGGGACGGAAAGCUGAUCGUGAAGAGUUGCCACCAACACGCUUGCUUCCUUACUUUAGUUUAAUUAGGAAUUGUUUUCCGUUGCCACUAUCUAUCAUCCAAAGCCUAUGUCUCUCAAGAGAGAUACAAUGCAGGAUCGAACGUUUUACUCAGAAGCGCAGAAAGAAGGAAGAAGUAACUCAGCUUGGAUCAGAAGAACUUCCGAUGCUUAAACUACAGACAAUAGAAGAUCCAAAGUACAUAACCUUUUCCAGCCUGAGGGAGCUGCAGUGGAAGUUAUUUAAAGGUCUGGUGAAAAGGAAACCUGGAACUAUUGGAAUUUGGAGGGUACCUUUAUACAGUUCGGGGAUUGGAUACACAAUGACUCCUCACAAACAAGAAUACGUCCUUCCUCUGAUACCUAAAGACUGGAUAAUUGAUGACUCCCUCAAGUUUUCAGAGGAAAUGACACACCGACUUCUCCAGUAUAAUCCUCCGUCUUGAAUGGAAAGGCAGUUAAAUAGAGUUCUGGAAAAAAAUCCAACUAAAAUGCAUUGAACAGUUCACAGUGCUAGUAUAAUUAGUAUAAUUCUAAUAGUACACAGUGGCUGGGUUGCUUUUGUCAUCUGUCCAGAGCAUAUGAGUGUCAUUCCUGGUGGUCUAAAAAGUACACAGUGUGAAAGUAUGUCUCCAUCAAACGUCUAAAAAUAAAAUUUCUCAGAUAAUGUCUA